Messenger RNA from Neolamprologus brichardi, 1970 nucleotides. NCBI's taxonomy places the organism in Eukaryota, Metazoa, Chordata, Actinopteri, Cichliformes, Cichlidae. The record is from RefSeq and is a predicted model, not a curated record.
GGGGGCGGGGCGGAGCCGCGGCGCCGUCGUCAGAGGAAGAGGAGGAGGUUUGUGUUGCCAGCCUGGCUGUGAGGAUCGCUGAGACGAGGCUGCGCCUGAAGCUGAAGCUGUUCUCGGACACAAACUCGGUGAGAGCAGAAACCCUCCGGUCCUCACCGGAAGCUGACAGAGGCGACGGUUCCGGUUAUCCAGAAACUUCUACGGUUCAGACUCUUUACUCUGACCUGAACAGAGACAGUCUGUCAGCGAGACUGCGCACAGGUGAGCCCAGCACAGGUACGAUGGCGCUCUGUGGGUGGUGGUUAAUCCACUUCCUCGUCUUCACUUCCUGCUCAGCUCACGACUUCUUCACCUCCAUCGGUCACAUGACGGACCUGCUGUUCACGGAGAAGGACCUGGUCACCUCGCUGAAGGACUACAUCCGAGCGGAGGAGAGCAAACUGGAGCAGAUCAAAAAGUGGGCAGACAAACUGGACGUCCUCUCGGCAGCUGCCACUCAGGACCCCGAGGGCUUCCUGGGUCACCCGGUGAACGCCUUCAAGCUGAUGAAGAGGCUGAACACGGAGUGGGCGGAGCUGGAGAGCCUGGUGCUCACCGACGUGUCCGAUGUGUUCAUCUCCAACCUCACCAUCCAGAGGCAGUACUUCCCCAACGACGACGACCAGACCGGCGCUGCCAAAGCUCUGAUGAGACUGCAGGACACCUACCAGCUGGACACCAACGCCAUCUCCACCGGCGAGCUCCCAGGCUCCUCCUCCACCUCCUCCGCCUGGAGCACUCUGACCGUGGACGACUGCUACGACCUCGGGAAGGUGGCGUACUCGGAGGCGGAUUACUACCACACCGAGCUGUGGAUGGCUCAGGCCCUGAGGCAGCUGGACCAGGGCGAGACGUCCCGCGCCGUGGACGCCGUCACCGUCCUCGACUACCUGAGCUACUCCGUGUACCAGCAGGGGGAGCUGGAGAGAGCGCUGGAGUUCACCAGGAGGCUGCUGGACCUGGAUCCGACGCACCAGCGAGCCAACGGGAACCUGAAAUACUUUGAGUACCAGCUGGCCAAACAGAAGAAGGUGGAGAAGGUGGAGGAGAAGGAGGAGGACAGCAAGGUGAGGCAGAGGAGGGAGAGCAAAGACGACUACCUGACUGAGAGGAAGAAGUACGAGCAGCUGUGUCGCGGCCAAGGCGUCAAGCUGACUCCCCGCAGGCAGAGCCGCCUCUACUGCCGCUACUAUGACAACAACCGGCACCCGCGGUACGUGAUUGGCCCGGUGAAGCAGGAGGACGAGUGGGACAGCCCGCACAUCGUGCGCUACCACGACAUCGUGUCGGAGAAAGACUUGGAGAAGGUGAAAGAGCUGGCCAAGCCCAGGCUCCGUCGAGCCACCAUCUCUAACCCCGUCACCGGCGUGCUGGAGACGGCCCACUACCGCAUCAGUAAGAGCGCCUGGCUCGGAGCGUACGAGCAUCCCGUGGUGGACAAGAUCAACCAGCUGAUCGAGGACGUCACGGGGCUGAACGUGAAGACGGCCGAGGACCUGCAGGUGGCUAACUACGGCCUGGGGGGACAGUACGAGCCGCACUUCGACUUCGGACGGAAAGACGAGCCGGACGCGUUCGAGGAGCUGGGCACGGGGAACCGGAUCGCCACGUGGCUGCUUUACAUGACCGACGUGCAGGCAGGGGGCGCCACCGUCUUCACUGACAUCGGAGCUGCUGUGAAACCCAAAAAGGUGUUCAGCCUGAGAGCUAAAGCUUCUCGAGAACAAAGAACGCUGCACAAGAGCGUUCCUUGUUCUUCCGAUGAGCCAGACACUACAGACCGAGAAACGCUCCGUCACCCGUGUCACUCCCUGACCUUCAUGACUGUUACAAAGACGGCGAGGAAUCAGAUUACUCUCGUCAUCACGGGAACCAACCAGAAGCAAGAACCGAUCGAAUCUGAACUGACGAUCGAUCGUGUGGUUCUGUGA